Molecule: messenger RNA, 1928 nt
Organism: Radiomyces spectabilis
Lineage: Eukaryota; Fungi; Mucoromycota; Mucoromycetes; Mucorales; Radiomycetaceae
Product: histidyl-tRNA synthetase
Exons: 6
Coding region: 76-1713 (545 amino acids)
Biological process (GO): mitochondrial translation; histidyl-tRNA aminoacylation
Cellular component (GO): mitochondrion; cytoplasm
Molecular function (GO): histidine-tRNA ligase activity; ATP binding
Source: RefSeq, a predicted model, not a curated record
AUGAGCUCAGUGACUCAACUCUCAAAAUUUUCUUUGGCAGCCGAUUUCGAGCUUCUUUAAAUAAGUUUAUUCACGAUGGCUGAUCGUAAGGUGGAAUUGACGCAAAAGAUUGAAGAGCAAGGUUCCAAAGUACGCCAAUUGAAGGCCGAAGGAGCUGAAAAGACGGCAAUUGACGCUGAAGUCGCCGUCCUCAAAGGCUUGAAGCAGGAAUUGGCCGUCUUGGAAGGCACCGCCGGAGAAACGAAAUCCAAAGGCAAAGCUGGCAAGACUUCAUUUGUCCUCAAAACACCCAAGGGUACCAAAGAUUACAAUGACAAGGAUAUGGCCAUUCGUGAAAAGGUCUUUUCCACCAUCACCAAAGUGUUCAAGAAGCACGGUGCUGUGACCAUCGAUACCCCCGUCUUCGAACUCAAGGAAAUUUUGUCUGGCAAAUAUGGUGAAGACAGCAAAUUGAUCUAUGACUUGAAAGAUCAAGGUGGUGAAGAAUGUUCGCUUCGUUAUGAUUUGACGGUACCCUUUGCCCGAUUCUUGGCCAUGAAUGGCAAGGAGUAUCAAAACUUUAAGCGUUACCACAUUGCCAAGGUGUAUCGUCGUGAUCAACCGGCCAUGACCAAAGGUCGCAUGAGAGAAUUCUAUCAGUGCGAUUUCGAUAUUGCUGGUGUUUACGAUCCUAUGAUUCCCGAUGCCGAAAUUUUGCGUGUUCUGUGUGAAGCCUUGACCGCUUUGGACCUUGGCAAAUUCACGGUCAAGAUCAAUCACCGAAAGAUUUUGGACGGUAUCUUCGAAGUGUGCGGUGUGCCUGAAGAUAACAUUCGCCCCAUCUCCUCUGCCGUUGAUAAAUUAGACAAGCUUCCUUGGGAAGAUGUCAAGAAGGAAAUGACAGAAGAAAAGGGUUUGGCACCUGAAGUCGCGGACAAGAUUGGUGAAUACGUCAAGUUGAAGGGCGGUCGUGAUUUGUUGGAAAAGUUGUUCAAAGACGCGAUUUUGACCGGCAACAAGAGUGCUUCGGAGGGUUUGGCUGAUAUGGCUCUUUUGUUUGAUUUCUUGGAAGUGUUUGGUAUCAUGGACCUCAUGUCGUUUGAUCUGAGCUUGGCUCGUGGUCUCGAUUACUACACGGGCAUCAUUUACGAAGCCGUGACGGAAAAGUCGGCUCCUCCCAAGCUUGCUGAAGGCACCAAGCCCAAGACCAAGGAGGGCACCGAUGAGCUCGAUGAGUCCACCGUCGGAGUGGGUUCUAUUGCCGCAGGUGGUCGUUAUGACAAUUUGGUCGGCAUGUUUUCCGGUCGCAACAAGAAGGGUGAACCCAAUCUCAAGAUCCCUUGCGUCGGUGUUUCCAUUGGUGUCGAACGUGUGUUUUCGAUUCUCAUGGCCAAGCAAAAGGCCGAAGAUAUCAAGAGCAACGAAACCGAAGUGUACGUCAUUGCCGUCGGUGAUGGCCUGUUGAAGGAACGUAUGCAGAUCGCCAAGGAAUUGUGGGAAGCCGACAUCAAGGCUUCCUUCUUAUUCAAGAACAAGCCCAAAUUAGAUAAGCAAUGGGCGGCCUGUGAAAAGGAACACAUUCCCUUUGCCGUCAUUAUCGGUCGUGAUGAACUCGACAAGGGUGAAAUCCGUCUCAAGGACAUGCGAUCCAAGAAUGAAGCUCAAGGUGGUGGUGUUACCCUCCAACGCGCCGACAUGGUCAAGGAACUCAAGGCCCGACUUCAAACCAUGUAAUCCUACAUUCUUGCCUUCUUUUUCUUUUUUUUUCCUCCUCUUUUGCAUUUGCAUAUACUAUCGCUCAUACAGGUUCCCUUUUUUUUUCUAAUUAAAGAAAAAAGUGAAAAAGAUAUAGAAGCCGUUUAGAAAUGACCUUGUUAAUAGAAACUCUACAAGAUAUUUUGACGUUGGAUAUCUCUGUCUAUUUUAUUAAAUCGUUGAUAUUCCGCAAC